UUUUAUUAGAUCAGAGGGUGUUUGAAGAAACAUAAUUUUUCAUCUAAUGUUAAACUUUUUCAUAAAUUACCUCGUAGACUUGUCUUUCCUUUAAGAGAGUUGGUUGGAGAAUCUAUUCUUCAUGCUGGGCAUGUAUUUCUUGGAUUCACAAGGGAUGGCCAUUUUCUGUUGUCAUAUACUGUUCAAGUUGAGGUUGAUGUGAAUACAUCAGCACCUUGUUAUAUAUAUCAACUACAUUGGUGGCAUUUUAUGCCUUAUCGCCCUUUGAAGAAAAUGUCAGAAGUACGCCUGUUUGGAGAAAAUGAAAUUAACCAGGAUUUAAGAAUUGUGGUUUGUCAGUGGCCUAUGGAUGAAGAAAAUAUAUUGAUAUAUGGUUGUUGCACUUCUUCUGUCCAAGAUGCAGUUCAGUGUUACUUAACAAUAACAGCACAGCCUUCUCUUCAGCAAUGUAGUGAUUGUAUGACAUUAAAAGAUAAACAGAACAGAGAUGAAUUUUUAUGUAAUGAAGGAAGCCAUACCAUUCGUUGUUUGAAACAUUGUUUUACUAUUCAUACAAAUUUCAUACUUGUACCUCCAUAUCCUUCCUUCAGUCCCUCCAUAUGCAUGAAAAAAGAUAAGAUGGUGCUUAUUAAUACUGGUGACAAUAUUGUGUCUUUGAGCAUUAGUGUAGAGACUCAGAUUUCUUCAUCCGCUCAGUCUCAUCAUUCAUGUGAUCUCAAUAAGCCUAACAAUUCAACGUGCAAUCUAGACAAGAUUAGGAAAAAUAUUUCAAACAAAACUGAAACAUUAAUAUGUUCAGGAACACAGAAGGAAAAAAGAAAUAUGGAAGACAAACAAUGCUCGGAAACUGAUAACAACAGUAUUUCUAAAAACAAAAAAACUUCUUGUCAAAGCGAAAAUUCAUUACAUUGUUGCCUAAGUGAAAAUCAUCUAGACUGCGCAAACAGUAUUUCUCCAUCCGACAGGAAGUCCGACCAACAGUUUAAUGUAAAAAGUAAUGACAUAACAUGUGAUUUAAAACAGUUAUCUGAAGACGGACUUUUCUUUAGCAAUCAUAAAAAGACCACAAAUACUGAUCAUUCUAUAUUUCUUCAUGAAAAAUUUUCAGAAAGCAUGUUUCAAAAUGAAGAUAAUCAAAUAUAUAAGCAGAAUUGUAGACAGAUAUACACAAAAGACAAUAACAUUCAUAAAACCAAUAAUCAGAACUCUGAUCAAGAUAGUUCAUCAAUGUUACCUGUUUCAUCAAAUUGUGGAAAAUUUCAAAAUAUGCCUUCUUUAUCAUCAAAUGAAAAAACGAAACGUACAGUAUCAGAAGACUGUGAGAAAACAUCAAUUGAUAAAAGAAGAAAAUCUUCUGAUGUUAAAUAUUCAAAUGAUUUAAACGUUAAUCAUUCUUUAUACUGUGGAGAAUCAGAUUUGAUGAAGACUGAUCAUCGAUGUAAUGAUAAAUCAGAAUUUUUAAAAGUAAAUCAUUCAUUUCCAUUAAAAAAUGUUGAUGAAGCGAUUAAAGAAAAUAUUUCACCUGAUCCAAAUAAAAACUGUGCUUGUUGUGAAUUAUAUAAAUUUUCAUUAGAAAAUUCAAGUGAAGUUUCAGCAAAAAAUAGAACUGAUUUUGCAUUUUGCACAUCACAUAAUUGUAGUGUCACAAAUAACAUUAAAUUGAAUCAGAUGUUGUUCACAAAAAAGUGUGUUUCGGAAGCCAUUCAUCAUUUUAUGCAAGAUGACGAUUUCACUAGAAGUAAUAUAAGAGAUGAUGCAGAUGUUAAUGAGUCACUAAUACAUCAUGAAGUAGAAGAAUUAAUUAAAAAUAUGGGAAAGAUUUUCUUGCAACUAAUGGGUGGUUCAGUUUGUGGAGAAAACAAAAAAUCAUUGGGUACAGAUGCAAUCAUGGCAGUGGUGGAUUUCUGUGCAGGCACACACCUCGUGUGCCUGCGCAGAAAUCCACCACUGCCAUGA
Messenger RNA from Centruroides sculpturatus (bark scorpion), 1956 nucleotides. RefSeq lists its product as uncharacterized. Gene Ontology annotation, cellular component: Cul4-RING E3 ubiquitin ligase complex. The transcript has 6 exons. The coding region runs from base 250 to 1956 and encodes 568 amino acids. Gene Ontology annotation, biological process: protein ubiquitination. The record is from RefSeq and is a predicted model, not a curated record. Lineage: Eukaryota; Metazoa; Arthropoda; Arachnida; Scorpiones; Buthidae.